GGAGACCAGAUAUAGUGAAUGCAGGGUCCUGGGAGACCAGAUAUAGUGAAUGCAGGGUCUGGGAAGACCAGAUAUAGUGAAUGCAGGGUCCUGGGAGACCAGAUAUAGUGAAUGCAGGGUCCUGGAGACCAGAUAUAGUGAAUGCAGGGUCCGAGGAGACCAAAUAUAGUGAAUGCAGGGUCCAGGGAGACUGGAUAUAGUGAAUGCAGGGGUCUGGGGAGACCAGAUAUAGUGAAUGCGGGGUCCUGGUUUAGUAACACUUUAAGGUAGAACAGCAUUUUGUCUAACGUCAAUGAGUGGCACGUGUCU
Messenger RNA from Staurois parvus, 309 nucleotides. The record is from the annotation of a GenBank genome assembly. Lineage: Eukaryota; Metazoa; Chordata; Amphibia; Anura; Ranidae.